GGCUAGCUAGAUCGAUCAAAGUGACUACAGAAAUUAAUGGGCGGCGGCGGCGGCGACGGCGACGGAGUUACGGUGGUUGGGCGGGCGGAGAUCGACAUGAGGGCACCGUUCCGGUCGGUGAAGGAGGCCGUCGUCCUCUUCGGCGACAGGGUACUGCUCGCCGGCGCCGACGGAGCUGCACAACAGCGGAUUAAUAGGAGUUCUUCCGAUCUUAAGGAUCGAGCUGGGGAAAUGCGACCAUCAUACCACGAGGCCGUCGGCGUGCUCGCCGCCGCGUCGCGCCAGCGCCACACACCGGCCGUCGAGCUGCAGGAGGCGAAGCAGGAGCUGGAGAAGGAGCGGUCGGAGAAGCAGAAGAUGGCCGGCUGCAUCCUGUCCCUGCAGGAGGAGCUCGGCAACGCCAUGAGGGAGCUGAAGAAGCUCAAGGUACGCGGCCAGGACGACGACGGCGGCGAGGCGGCGGCCAAGGUCAUCGACCUGCAGGUGGAGGACCUCAAGUUCGUCGAGAUAGCCAAACAGAACCAACCGGCGAACGCCGCUGACACCGACAGCUCAACGGCGGUGACCAACCGCCCAGACGAGUUCCAGAAGAGGAGGUACGUGACGUUCUCCGACACACCGCCGACGGCAGCGUACCUUGCGCCGCCGCAGGCACCACUGCCGGACGUGGUGAUGGAGCUGCAUCAUCAUCGUCACAGCGCCCCCGCCCCACCGCCGCCGCAGCUCCGGGAGGUGCGGUUCCUGAGGCAGAUGUCAGCCGGGCACGGUACGAUGAAAGCGGCCGCCGAUCAAGAGGGGAGCAAGAAGAAGAAGAAGAAGGCACUGAUUCCUCUGGUUGGAGCGCUCUUCAUGAGGAAGAAAAAGACGAGCUGCUGCCACGACGACUCGAUGCUCAACCCGCGCACCUCCUUUUGAUGAUUGAAUUACUACAAAAUACAUAUAUACAUACAUUAUCUAUACGAUAUAUAUACGCAAGCCAUACAUUGAGCUGUACACGUACACAGUUCAUGCUUAUUUUGAUCAUUGAUAAACUUGAUAUAUAAUUAUAUAUAACAUGCUUAUUUUGUUUGUACACAUGGA
Oryza brachyantha (malo sina) is the source of this 1080-nucleotide messenger RNA. Its product is annotated as WEB family protein At2g17940-like. The record is from RefSeq and is a predicted model, not a curated record. Bases 37 to 915 code for a protein of 292 amino acids. The transcript is spliced from 2 exons. Lineage: Eukaryota; Viridiplantae; Streptophyta; Magnoliopsida; Poales; Poaceae.